AUCAAUGCCAUUCAUCUGCUUCCAUCUUUCGCCAUAACCGAUUGAAGUCUCAGUUCGGCAGUACGUACUCUCAAUAAGCCACGCAACAACUCUCAGCCACCAUGGUACAAUCGAUGCCCGCUCAACUUCUUAGAAGGGACGAGGAAGUCCCCUCUCGCAGUUCCAGAAUGGAUGUAAUUGAUAGCGAAAACGAUCCAAGCAUUGGCAACCUUUCCAUCGAGGCAAUCAAAAUAGGCGAGGAAGACGAAGAUAGCAAAAUGAUUCUGAGCGAGGAAAACAAUGUUCAGGAAAAUCAACAAUGCCCUCUUCAAGAAGUCCAAAACAACACUGCGAUGAACAACUCGUCCCCUGCACAUGGUGUAUCUUCGAGCACAGAAAAGAUCUCAUUGUCACUGGAACGUUGCAAAGACCCAUCUGAUUUUUUCGAUCCCAAUGAAACCAAUCGCCCUACCAUCAAGAGACAUGCCAGACACACUUGCGUGUUCAGGCAUAGUCCUCAUAAUCAUAGCCCGGAAGAUUGCCAUCUAUGGACUCUCAAUCAAGUUGACACUGUCUCCUUGGGUUCCAACGCAAAUGAUGAAAAUGACAACGACGGCACGAUGUCAAUCGAACCAGAGCUCGAUGACGAAGACAAUGUAAUGUACUUGGAAGUUGGAACGGAACACAGUGGUGUUCUUGCCAGUCCGACAGCCUACUUCCUGGGUGUUAUGAACGGCCUACCAGUUCUCCACGAAGAGAAUGAAGAGGAAACGACCAACAGGAAUGUGCCAAAGUGUGAAAAUGCUGAGAAAAGUGAGAGCACAUUCGACUCGUUUCAGCCGAUAAUUGAAGUCAGAAAAGAGCUUCUACCUGUCGUACGUGAAGGUGACUACGAAGAAGACAUUGUGGCUUCACCCACAGGUGGCACUUCACGAAGAGCGACUAAGGAAAAGGAAGAACUGAGAAACGAAGAAUCCAUGUCUAUGUUUCCAUUCGAUGAAGAAGAUUACUAAAGGCUUCGGUCGCAGAGAGGUGUCCACGCAGUAGAGAGAUGUUAGCGGUGCGUGUUGGGAAUGCUUGGCAUGUUGGCCAAACUGAUUUGGAACUUGAAAUACGCUUUUUCAAUUACAGGUACAUGUAUUCGUUUUAGCUGGCAGCAUUCUGUCGGAGAUGGUAGAAUCGGGAGGUAGAUGAGAACUAGCUGGUAGUACAAUUGUGGUAGUUAUGAAGGUUUCUAAAGCUAAGAUAGAUAGACCAAUGUCGCCUAGCU
This is a messenger RNA of Seminavis robusta, 1249 nucleotides long. NCBI's taxonomy places the organism in Eukaryota, Bacillariophyta, Bacillariophyceae, Naviculales, Naviculaceae. The record is from the annotation of a GenBank genome assembly.